This is a messenger RNA of Bactrocera dorsalis (oriental fruit fly), 1949 nucleotides long. Its product is annotated as zinc finger protein 271. The transcript is spliced from 3 exons. Gene Ontology annotation, biological process: regulation of transcription by RNA polymerase II. The record is from RefSeq and is a predicted model, not a curated record. Bases 192 to 1871 code for a protein of 559 amino acids. Lineage: Eukaryota; Metazoa; Arthropoda; Insecta; Diptera; Tephritidae. Gene Ontology annotation, molecular function: DNA-binding transcription factor activity; RNA polymerase II cis-regulatory region sequence-specific DNA binding; zinc ion binding. Gene Ontology annotation, cellular component: nucleus.
AGGCGUUCUUCAAUUUUCCAUCUCCCUUAAAAUUCUAUACCAUGCACAUAUCAGCUGUUUUAACUACGGCGCCAUUAUUUCCUAAAAACACCGCCGUUAUUCAAUAGGGUUGGAAAUUUUCAUUUGUACACUACACGUAAAUAUAACACAGCGCUCUUAAGUCCACAAGGAAUUAUUUAAAACGCCUUAGAAUGAAUUCUGAAGAGCAUAUGGCAUCCGGAAAUAGCACUGAGGGAGAGGUAUGUUGUAGAGUUUGCCUGCAACUUGAGGAGUUAAUGAUCCAUAUUUACGACGGUGGUGUUAUAGAAGACUUUCAAACGGACCUAAUCACAUUACUGGAACGCUGUGGAGGAAUCAAAGUAGAACAAUCAGACAGUUUUCCAAAAUUUCUAUGCAAGGAAUGUACGACUGAAUUACUGGUGGCUGCGAAGUUUCGUGAGAAAUGCGAACGGACACAACAAUUACUAAAAGCUGGUCCACGAAAGAGCACAGAAGAUAUUGGAGAAUGUUUACCUACAAAAUUAGGAGACGUAGAAAGUGAAGUACAUUCCACAGAUACUGAAGCUACAUAUGAUUCACGGUUUCUAAACGAUCGUAAUAUCAUAGAAAUUCAUCCAGAUAGUUUUGUGGAAACAAAUUUAAAUGAAGAAAACAUUGAAGAGACAGCUACACAGCUGGUUAGUGCAAUUACGCCCGAAAGCGGUGAACUUAUAGAUAUUAAUUUAAAUGGCAUUGACAUAAUAGAAGAAACCAAGGAAGGAUGGCAAGUAAUGGAAUAUUUUGAAAGUAAUAGCUGCGAAGGAGAACAAAAACAAGAAAUUUAUUCGCCCAGUAUAUAUCUGACGAAUGAUAUCAAGUGCCCAGAAAAUGCUGACUCACAAAUAAAUUCCGAAAAAAAAUUUAGAUGCGAUUCCUGUGGAGCAGUUUUCCUACAGGCAGCUAAUCUUCAAAGGCAUUUGGAAAAAGUGCACUUCCUACUACAACCAUAUUGCUGUCCCAAUUGUAAUCACACUUUUUCUAUAGAGCAAACUUACAUAAAUCAUAGUAAUAAUUGUAUAAAAUCCAAUGAUCAAAGUGCUCCAGCAAUUAACAAUAAUAUCCCAAUUAAAACAUUUCCAACGUCAUCCCAACGAGAAUGUGCAUACUGUGGCAAACAAAUGCAGUCCAACUUUGCUCUCAACAUGCACCUACGUACACAUACCGGAGAACGUCCUUACAAAUGUGACCAUUGCCCGAAGGCUUUCAAAACUCAGUCCGCUUAUACAAUGCACUUGAAACGUCACGCUCGAAAGCCUGACUAUUCAUGUUCAUUGUGCCAUAAGACUUUUUAUGAGACCAGCAAUUUGACGGUGCACAUGCGUACGCACACUGGAGAAAAACCACAUUCUUGCACUUUUUGUCAAAAACGGUUUUCACGUGUUUUCCUCUUACAAUUACAUAUGCGUACUCAUACCGGUGAAAAACCAUAUCAAUGCGGGAUUUGCAACCGUAGCUUUGCGCAGUUAUGUGAUUUAAAGAAUCACGAGCGUAUACAUACUGGCGAAAGAAAUUAUAAAUGUACUAUAUGUGGAAAGACAUUUAUAAAAAAAUAUUCACUCAGGGCGCAUAUGGAUCGGCAUGCCAUUCUACAGCCUGAAGAGGGAACUGUGUCCGAUGAAAAAAAUUUCGAAGUAGAAAGUGCCAAAAAUACACAAGUGGAAAAUGAAUCCGUCAAGUAUAUGCUUGAUAAUAGCAUGCUGCAAGGUGAUAGUUACUUUCUAUCCAAAGUUCCUGAAGACAGUUUUUGUAGCCUAUCUUAUGAAGAGGUGCCCCAACUGAAUGAAUCCAAUGCAGACCUUGUUUGGAGUGAUUUUAUAGUUGAGCAUAUAUGAAAUAAGUAGGAAUAUCUAUGUAUAUUUAUAUUACUUAGAGAAAUAUACGAAAAACAGAUAUAUAUUCUUACAUAUGUA